CAGUGGGUGUCAUAACUGUCCCCAGUAGUUUCGUCUGCUUAUGACAAGAAGGGAGGUGCUACUGAAGCUGCUUAAGGCAUGUGAUGAUGGAAAAUCAUUGACCCUAUUGCAUUCUCAAAUUCUAAAAGCCGGUUUUAUUCACGACAGUUUCCUUGCAUCAAGACUCUGCGUUUUGUACGCUGAAUACUCGUUUCUCAACCAUGCACGUAAACUAUUCGAUGAAACGCCGCAGAGAAGCACUUUCAUGUGGAAUGCUAUGCUGAGUGGCUACAGCAGGGAGAGAAAAUGGAAGGAGACUCUGAUUCUGUUCAAAGAAAUGGUCCGUCAUGGAAAUUCUGAUGAGAAGAAACCUGAUGGAUUCACUUUGCCUAUUGCUUUGAAAGCCUGUACUAUGCUACGGGCGUUUGAACAUGGCGAAAUGGUUCAUGGGUUUGCGUGGAAGAAUGGGAAAGUUGGAUUGGAUUUGUUCGUGGGUUCUGCUCUGAUUGAAUUGUAUUCAAAGUGGGGAAAAAUGGGUGACGCUUUGAAAAUUUUUGAGGAGUUUGAGAGUCCUGAUGUUGUGCUGUGGACUUCAAUGGUUACUGGGUAUGAGCAGAACGGUUUUCCCAAUGAAGCAGUGUUGAUUUUCUCGAGAAUGGUGGGGGUUGAGAACGUUAGAGUUGACCCAGUAAUGCUUGUAAGCUUAGUUUCUGCUUGUACUCAAUUGACGAGUUUUAAGCUUGGGAGUUGUGUCCAUGGUUUUGGGAUAAGGAGGGGAUUUGACAGAAACUUAUCUUUAGCUAAUUCAUUGUUGAAUUUAUAUGCAAAGGCUGGUUCGAAGAGAAUAGCGAGUAAUCUAUUCAGAAAGAUGACCGAGAAGGAUGUUAUAUCUUGGAGCUCAAUGAUUGCUUGCUAUGCUCAAAGUGGAGACGCUGUUGAAGCUUUAGGACUUUUUGAGGAAAUGGUGGAUAAGGCAAUUGAGCCAAAUGCAAUUACUGUUGUUAGCAUAUUGCAAGCUUGUGGUAUUGGUUGUGAUUUAGAAAAGGGUAGGAAAAUUCAUAAACUGGCUGUUGAGAAAGGGUUUGAUGUAGAAGUUUCAGUCUCCACAGCUCUAAUUAACAUGUACAUGAACUGCUCAUCACCUGAUGAAGCACUUAAUGUCUUCACAAUAAUGCCAAAGAAAGAUGUGAUCUCUUGGGCUGCUUUAAUAAAUGGGUAUGCACAAAAUGGGAUGGCAUAUAAGUCAAUGGGGAUCUUUUGUGACAUGCUAUCAAACAGAAUUCGACCUGAUGCUGUUGCCAUGGUGAAUAUUCUCGUUUCUUGUUCAUUUCUAGGUAUUCUUCGGCAAGCUAGUUGUCUUCAUGGUUAUGUAAUUAGGGGUGGAUUUGGCAAUAACCCCUACAUUGGUGCAUGUCUCAUAGAACUGUACUCAAAAUGUGGGACUUUAGACAAUGCUAUCAAAGUAUUCCAAGGGACUACUGUUAAAGAUGUUGUCAUCUGGAGUUCUAUGAUUGCUGCCCAUGGAGUUCAUGGGCAAGCAGGGGAAGCAUUAAGAAUAUUUGAUCAAAUGAUCAAAAGUUCUGCAACUAGGCCUAACCAUGUCACUUUCCUUUCAAUUUUAUCUGCUUGUAGCUAUGCAGGUUUGGUCGAGGAGGGGGUUAAAAUAUUUGAUAUGAUGGGGAAUGUCCUUAAACUAGAUCCUGGUUUGGAGCAUUAUGGGAUACUGGUUGAUCUUCUUGGCCGCAAGGGGGAGUUAGAGAAAGCCAUGGAAAUCAUUAAUCAAAUGCCAAUUACAGCUGGUGCCCAUGUUUGGGGUGCCCUUCUGGGUGCAUGUAGGAUUCAUCAUAAUGUUGAAAUGGGAGAGAGAGCGGCCAAGAAGCUGUUUGAUUUAGAUCCUAAUCAUGCAGGUUAUUACAUCUUGUUGUCAAACAUCUAUGGCUUCAAUGAGAAAUGGGAUAACAUGUCAAAAAUUAGAAGUUUAGUCAGGGAAAAGGGUAUGAAGAUGAUGUUGGGACAGAGUGCAAUUGAGAUUUGUAGCUAGAUCCAUAGUUUUGCUGCUGCUGAUUGGUUCAAGUUCAACCAUAUUCGGAGCUAGAUCCAUAUGUUGUUCAAAUGGUAUGAUAUUCUCGAAUGAAGUUGUGACUCGAAUUCGAGUCUUAUCUUCACCUGUUAUAAGAAGAAGUUCAACCCACAUUGUGAGAAAAUUGGUGGACUUUUGAGACUGUUGCAGGUGAAAAUGAAAGAAGAAACUCUCCCCAAGGCAACUCCUAUACCUGCUGAUCUCCAAUUGAAUGGAAUAUCUAUCUAUACUUGGGCAACAUGAAGCCAGCGCGCAAGACAAGCAUGUGGUAUGUGGCAGUUGUAUAUGCACUUGACAUUGCUAAUGCAACAAAAUGCUCACAGUCAUGGAAUUAUCCACCAUAACCCAUAACCUGGGGGCCAACUGGGGGCAUCUUGCAAGGAAGAUGAAACAGUGGAGGAACAGAAGCUUCCAAAUGGAGAUGAUGUAAAGAAGCAGGAGAAGCUUGAAGAAAUCAACUUCGAGGAGAACAAGGAUGACUCAGGAAGCUGUUGCCCGGGAGUGAAUGGGUUUUCAUGUUGCAGGGUUGAUAGCCCAGCAGCUAGUGAGAAGAAGGAAAAGGGGCUGUGCAGAUUGUCAAGUUAGAUUGGCUUAUUGGAGCAAAGUGAUAUCCUUGCAGCUGCUGCUGUUGUUGGAGCCGUGGCAACCGUUACCUUGGCUUAUAGCUUAUAUAGAAGGUCAGGCUGAAACAUGUCCCAUUAUCCUAAUUGUUGGGGUGUGCGUAUACCUCCUCUUUUUUUUUGUAGGCAGAUGUAAUACUAUCAUCAAAUAAUCCUCCAGACUACUUGCAAUGUUAGGAGAAGGAGAACGAAUUGUAUGUAUCUUGAUAUGUUAAAAAAAGUAACUAAAUACUUUGAGCAUGCUUUAGAAUGCA
Carica papaya (papaya) is the source of this 2933-nucleotide messenger RNA. NCBI's taxonomy places the organism in Eukaryota, Viridiplantae, Streptophyta, Magnoliopsida, Brassicales, Caricaceae. The record is from RefSeq and is a predicted model, not a curated record.